Molecule: messenger RNA, 2413 nt
Organism: Artibeus jamaicensis (Jamaican fruit-eating bat)
Lineage: Eukaryota; Metazoa; Chordata; Mammalia; Chiroptera; Phyllostomidae
Gene: CATSPER1
Product: cation channel sperm associated 1
Exons: 12
Coding region: 55-2238 (727 amino acids)
Biological process (GO): flagellated sperm motility; transmembrane transport; spermatogenesis
Cellular component (GO): membrane; CatSper complex
Molecular function (GO): voltage-gated calcium channel activity; calcium-activated cation channel activity
Source: RefSeq, a predicted model, not a curated record
GGCCUGCUGGGCUUCCGUCUUGAGCUCUUCUCGUUCAGGGUUCCCGCUGUCAUCAUGGAUCAACCUUCGGCGGCUGAAAGGGCUCCAAACGAGGCAGAUGCCAGUGACCUGGAUGUGUCCUCUGACGCCGGCGCACCGCCCCCGCACCACAGGUCUGAUCACAGCGGAGCCCUCGGCCAUCGCAAGUCCCGUCACCACCGUGUGUCCUAUCACACCGAUGUGCCCCAGCACCGUGGUGGGUCUCACCACCACAGUGAACUCCAAGACUCCCCUAACCGUACCUCCUCCGGCCAUUCGCACCUCCACCACCACCACCACUCCCCGCGGCAUGGCGGAGCCCACCGCUCCGCGUCCCCUGCCCCGUCUGCUUCCCGUGACACUGUCCCCUCCCGGCACUCCUAUGCUGAGGACCUCUCUGAUGACGAGCGCCAGCAGAGUAGCAGGAGGCCCAACAGUAGACCCUUCCACCGCAGUGAGUCCCGCCCCCCCGGGGGGCCCAGCCGCCACAGCAGGCUUCACCGCCUCAGUGACAUUUCCCACCACAGUGGGCUCCCCCCGGAAGGUCAGCCUUACUCCCACAGAGAGUCCUACCGUGACAGUGAGGCCUCUGACCAAGGGGGGCCCCAGCACCAUGAUGCUUACGACCAGGGCAGACGCCGAAAUCAUCAAGCCCCCCACCACAGAAGGUCUAUUCUCCAUGGAGAGACCCAUCCCCACCCCGCCUAUGGGGGGUCCUCCCACCAGGCCAUACCUCACUACUCCAGCGAGCACCGCCGCGGCCACCGUGGCCACCACGGCGAGCACCGCCACAGAGAGCACCAGCAUGGCGCCCAGGGCCACAACGGUGCCCACAGUGGGCACUACAAGGAGUACCACCACGCCGGCGCCUGGGGCUUUGGCCUGUUCAGGUCCCGCAGCUCGAUCAGGGUCAGCCCGGCCCGCUCUCCCUCGGCAGCCCUCCCACCUGGCCAGGUGCGCACACAGAGCUUGACUCGACCCCACCCUGCAGUGCACCCACGUGCUGCCAAGGACUCCGGCAAAGUUCAUCCUCAGGAUUCUGUCUCUAAAACCUCAGGAAGCUGGGCUGAAGAUGAGCAAUUUCAGAAGCGCAAAACCGGCAGGGUCCAGCGGGCUCACAAGAAGCUGCACAGUUGGUUAUGGGAAACAUUCAGCAACCUCUUUAACGGCCUGCGGAAAAUGCUCAGGAGCAUGACUGACUCCCUGGUCUUCGACGCCUUCAUCUUUCUUGUCGUCUGCCUCAACACCAUCAUGCUGGUGGCCCAGACCUUCGCUGAAGUCGAGAUCCGGGGCGAGUGGUACUUUAUGGCCUUUGACUCCAUUUUCCUCUCCAUCUACGUGGUGGAAGCUGUGCUCAAGAUCAUUGCUAUGGGCCGCGACUAUUUUUAUGACGUCUGGAACAACCUAGACUUCGUCAUCAUGGUCAUGGCCGUGCUGGACUUCUCACUCAUGCAGUUCAACUCCCGCUCCUUCAAGCGCACCAUCUACAACCAAAGCGUCUUCCGGAUCUUCAAGGUCUUCAAGAGCCUGCGGGCCCUGAGGGCCGUUCGGGUCCUGCGGAGGCUCAGCUUCCUGACCAGCCUCCAGGAAGUAACUGGGACCCUGGCGCGGUCUUUGCCAUCCAUUGCUGCCAUCCUCGUCCUCAUGUUUACCUGCCUCUUCCUCUUCUCUGUGGUGCUCCGGGCGAUGUUCCGCCAGUCUGACCCCAAGCGUUUCCAGAACAUCCUCACCACCAUCUUCACCCUCUUCACCUUGCUCACUCUGGACGACUGGUCCCAAAUCUACCUGGACAGCCAGGCCCAGGGGGCCUGGCACAUCAUCCCCAUCCUCAUGGUUUACAUCAUCAUCCAGUACUUCAUCUUCCUCAACCUCGUGAUCGCCGUCCUGGUGGACAACUUCCAGAUGGCACUGCUCAGGGGCCUGGAGAAAGUGAAGCAGGAGAGGGCCGCCAAGAUCCAGGAGCCGCUGCUGUAUGAAUCGCUGGCAGAGUUCAGCAGCGCAGAGGCUGAAGAGGUGAUGAGUGAACACGCCAAACAGAAGCACUUCCUUGAGAAGAAAUUUGGGACCAUGACUGAGAAGCAGCGGGAGCUCCUGUUCCACUUCCUGCAGCUGGCUGCGGGGGUGGAGCAUUACCAACAGAAGUUCCGCUCCCAGGCAUCAGUCAUUGAUGAGAUCGUGGACACCGCGUUUGAGGCUGGAGAAGAAGACUUCAGAAAGUGACCCCUGGAUGGUGACGGAGGGUACAGACUUCGGCCCCUGGCAUGCUGCCCCCUGGGGCGGGUGGGGCAAGUCCCCAGACAUGCUGGAAUGGUUGUCAAGGCUGCGGGGCUGGGCCCCAACAGAGUGUUGAAAGCCCAGCUGGCCCCGCGUCUUCACUGGCUGGGCCGGGCGUGGG